This is a messenger RNA of Petromyzon marinus (sea lamprey), 3203 nucleotides long. RefSeq lists its product as uncharacterized. Lineage: Eukaryota; Metazoa; Chordata; Hyperoartia; Petromyzontiformes; Petromyzontidae. The record is from RefSeq and is a predicted model, not a curated record. Gene Ontology annotation, molecular function: DNA binding. Gene Ontology annotation, cellular component: nucleus.
ACUAAUGACGUCAUCCCGAGAGACGUAUGACGUUGAUCGAGGCGCAAUGUAUUAUAUGACGUCAACACAAACCGUUCGACUUGGGCCAGAGCAUGGAUCCUCGCGCGGGGAUGGAACUGGAAGAGAAUGCUGCAUCUUUAAAUGUGGCCUGCUCGCUGCUGGAUAAGAUGUUGACGAUUAUUAAGUCCAAUAAAUCGGAUGUUGUCUCUGAUCAAGAAUUAUCAUAUGAAAGGUCAUCGCAGAGAGGGUUUGACUUUUACGAGAAAUCGAACUUUGGACGUGGACCUGACAACCUAGACUACAAUGAAAUGGGAUCGCGUGACUGGCACGGCCGAGAAAUGGGUCGCCCUGACCGGAGGAGAUACGAUUCAUCCUCGGGCCAGCAUCACCAUCCACGCGGACUGAGGCGUGACUACGGUGGCAACUAUGAUGCACCAAUGCAAGAAUUCAAGCGCGAGCAUGGACAAUCCCACGUGGCGGAAGAUGUUGGAUGGUCCUCUGAUGCGCAGGGCUAUAGAGGAACAGCCUUUAGGCAGGAUAAUUGGCGACGUGCCGGUGGGCCCUACUCUGCAGGUCCAGGCUAUGCACCUGGCUUGGACAAGAGGCAACGUUUUGGAGGUCCGGAUUACACCUCAAGAUUGGAAGGUCCCCAAGGCAGACCUCGUGUUGGUGAUUUCCCUGAAUACAGCAGAGGCGCGCGAGCAAAGAGAUCUUUCGAGGGUCUCAGUACGAGUCUGCAGUGGAAACUUGCACCAGAAGGAGAGACUGGCGCGAAGAAAUUCAAAUCAAGCACGCUCAUUAACCAAGGGUGUACAGAUAUUUUCAGAGGAGCACAUAAAACAUGGAUAUACCUCUGCUGUCUCUGCAGAUAUCGUACCAUUCAUCACUCAGAUAUUCAAGCGCACAUGGCCAGCAAGAUGCACAAUGUAUCUCGGAUGUAUAUCACUGACAAGGUUAAAGACGGUGCAUUGAUCUCCAAGUUCAUUGAUGCGUACAUUGGGUGGAAGAUCAACCUUGUGAAACAGAAAUUUGACAAAAUGACGAUUCCUACAGACGGUGGUGCUGCUUACGUUGAAAGAUCCUGUGGCAGAGGGCCCAUAUGCAAGUCGGAUUUGGACGAGGUGAUGGAGAUAACUCGCUCCACCUGGUGCCGGGCUUGUUGCGAGCACAUGACGGAGACCCCUGCGGUGGUACGGGCUCACUUGACCUCGCCCGAACACAUCAGGAAUAGAACGGAGUACAGGAAUAAACGAGAGUUUUACGUGCUGGAAGUUGUAAACAACAUCCUGAAAGAGUCACACUAUUCCGCUUUGCUUGACAAGUUUAAAAUGAAUCCAGACGCGGGUCAAGAAGUCUUCAAAACGUUCCAUGCGGAGUCAAAGGGACAAGGUCCAAAAGACAAAGCAAGACCGGAAGGCACGGAGGAGGCGUUGGGGAACAGUGAUUCUGCAGCGGAGGAAUCGGUCGAAGCGACGGACGACGACAAAGUGGUUCCUCAAAAAGUUGACCAUAACGAUCCAGCUAAAUCCUGCAGCGUUGACGACGCAACCGAAGAAGGCGCCGUUGAUUUAACGGAGAAGGGAAAGGGCCAGGGAGCAGGUGGUACUAGCGUUGAGAAUUUUGAGAGUGAAGCAAAAGGGGUGAAGAAAUACGUGGAAGUAAGUGAUUCAGAGUCCACGAUUGAUUUUGAACAUGGGGUCGUUGUACACCAUGAUGAAAACGAGACGGCCAGUGAUCCACAGAGUGAUCGAGAGGAAUGUGAGGAGCUGGAUAAUUAUGAUGAUGAUGAUUGUGAUUAUGAAGCUGGGGAAGUUGUGCAGAUCGAUGAUGACGUAGAGUAGAGAGUAAAUACGCUUCAUCUCUUGGUGCGUUUAUCCUAAAUAUCUAGUGCUAACAGAAAUGGAACAAUUUGGAAUCAAUCUUGAUUUGAAGCUUUCGUGACUGCAGGAAUCCAUACUCUUUGGUUCUUUCGGUAAAGUCACGUAGGUAGAAGAAUAAUAAAAUAAAACAAGCAAAAGUAUAUCACACCGUAUCGAUCGCAAUACAAGCGGUCGUCCUCAGGCGAAAAAAAUAAUCCAGCAGUGGAACUUCAUAGCUUAUUGCAUUGCUCCAGUUUUUUUUUAUACAUUUUGAUCAUGUUUGGAUUAUAAACCCCAAAACCACGAAUCCCUGAAUUCUAACUACAUUUUUUCUUGAGCCGAGUUACUUUUCAGCCCCAAAAUGUUAUACUCUCCAGCGACGUUUUAUCACGUGAGAAAUAACAAUUCCCAAUGUAAAAUAAGUAACAAAACAUCAAAUGUAAUACUUAACAUACGUGGAGAACCGCAGUGCUUACAAGGUGCUUCUCAGCGUCUCCAAUGGAUUAGUGCCCCCCACGCACCGUUCCUACACCCGUGACAGUGCCGGCACCACACAGCACAGCUGGUAAACAAACAACUGCAGGCCGCGGUGCGCCCCCUGCCGCCACAGAACACAUCUGAUCGCUCUUUACUCAUUACGCGAACAUUCGCUCGUUUUGGCGAAUUCUCGUAGAAAGAAGCAAGACGUGCCGUAGUGAUAUUUAAGCAAGCUUCAACAUCAUAGCACAAAUUAUCAGUAAUUGUAUUAUUCCCUUACACCUCUGCGCAUUGUUAAUGUCGUUGCAUACCAUUAUUACAGCGCGUGAUUCGUCAUGUUGCCUCCGCUGUAUGUCUGUUUAUGCCCUUUGCCACAUGGUUGUUUUUUUUUGCAUUAUUAACUUUGCUCGUUCAACUUUAGUUUUCCAAUAAGGCGAUUUACCUGUUGUUAUCCAUGAAGGGCUUGGGCUGAAAAAAAAGAUCAUGAUUGUAGCCUGAAAUUUCGAUUUAAAGCUUUCGUGACUGCAGGGAUUAAUCUUCUUGGUUCUUUCGGUAAAGUCACGUAGAAUGGAAAUAAAAUAAUAAAAAUAAAACAUAAUAAAAUAAAAGUCUCACGCCGUGAGAAUUUUUCGAACCAAGAAGAUGUAGCCUGAAAAUUAAUACAAAAUAAUAAUUCCGAAUUUUUAAUGGCGUCCUUCAUGCAGAACAGCAUCUCCAGGUUUUUAUAUAUUGCCGUUAUACCCUCUUAAAGUAGGUCCGGUAGUUUCAAAAUGUAAGCUUUGGGAUAAGGCUUGGAAUAAAAGCUGUGUUUUUAAUGAAUUCUAUAAUCUUGGAAAACAAUUAAAUCAAUACAAAUUUUAAAAACUA